AUGGACGUGGACCUGGACGUAGACGUGGACGUGGACGUGGACAUGGUCGUGGACGAUGACGUGGACAUGGUCGUGGACGUGGACGUGGACCUGGUCGUGGACGUUGACGUGAACGUGGACGUGGACGUGGACGUGGACGUGAACGUAGACAUGGACGUGGACGUGGACGUGGACGUGGACAUGGACGUGGACGUAGACGUGGACAUGGACGUGGACGUGGACAUGGUCGUGGACGUGGACGUGGAUGUGGACGUGGACUUGGACGUGGACGUGGAUGUGGACGUGGACGUGGACCUGGUCAUGGACGUGGACGUGGACGUGGACGUGGUUGUGGUCCUGGUCGUGGACGUCGACGUGGACGUGGACGUAGACGUGGUCGUGGACCUGGUCGUGGACGUGGACGUGGACGUGGACGUGGACAUGGACGUGGACGUGGUCGUGGACGUGGUCGUGGACGUGGUCGUGGUCGUGGACGUGGACGUGGACGUGGACGUGGACGUGGACAUGGACGUGGACAUGGACGUGGACGUGGACGUGGACGUGGUCGUGGACGUGGACGUGGACGUGGACGUGGACAUGGACGUGGACGAGGACGUGGACGUGGACGUGGACGUGGUCGGGGACGUGGACGUGGUCGUGGACGUGGACGUGGACGUGGACGUGAACCUGGACGUGGACGUGGACGCGGACGCGGACGUGGACGUGGACGUGGACGCGGACGUGGACGUGGACGUGGACGCGGACGUGGACGUGGACGGGGACGCGGACGUGGACGCGGACGUGGACGUGGACGCGGACGCGGACGUGGACGUGGACGUGGACAUGGACGUGGACAUGGUCGUGGACGUGGUCGUGGUCGUGGACGUGGACGUGGACGUGGACGUGGACGUGGACGUGGACGUGGUCUUGGACAUGGACUUGGACGUGGACGUGGACGUGGACAUGGACGUGGACGCGGACGUGGUCGUGGACGUGGACGUGGACGUGGACGCGGACGUGGACGUGGACGUGGACGCGGACGUGGACGUGGACGUGGACGUCGACGUCGACGUGGACGUGGACGUGGACGUGGACGUCGACGUGGUCGCGGACGUGGACGUCGACGUGGUCGCGGACGCGGACGUCGACGUGGACGCGGACGUGGACGUCGACGUGGACGCGGACGUGGACGUCGACGUGGACGUGGACGUGGACGUGGUCGUGGACGUGGACGUGGACGUGGACAUGGACGUUGACGUGGACAUGGACGUGGACGUGGACGUGGACGUGGACAUGGACGUGGACGUGGACGUGGACGUGGAUCUGGACGUGGACGUGGUCGUGGACGUGGACGUGGACAUGGACGUGGUCGUGGACGUGGACGUGGAUCUGGACGUGGACGUGGUCGUGGACGUGGACGUGGACGUGGACGUGGUCGUGGACGUGGACGUGGAGGACUAG
Messenger RNA from Closterium sp. NIES-65, 1440 nucleotides. Lineage: Eukaryota; Viridiplantae; Streptophyta; Zygnematophyceae; Desmidiales; Closteriaceae. The record is from the annotation of a GenBank genome assembly.